Molecule: messenger RNA, 2618 nt
Organism: Gossypium raimondii (Peruvian cotton)
Lineage: Eukaryota; Viridiplantae; Streptophyta; Magnoliopsida; Malvales; Malvaceae
Product: magnesium-chelatase subunit ChlD, chloroplastic
Exons: 15
Coding region: 134-2401 (755 amino acids)
Biological process (GO): chlorophyll biosynthetic process
Molecular function (GO): ATP hydrolysis activity; ATP binding; magnesium chelatase activity
Source: RefSeq, a predicted model, not a curated record
CAAUGGAAGAACAACAGAACAAAACAGAUAAAGAUUAGAUUACAAGAUUAUGUAAAAGAUAAUGAAGAAAAUAAAUAAAUAAAAAAAGCACCCAAUUGUUUACUUUGUUGAAAAAUCAAUAGCAUUUUCAGCUAUGGCAUUAGCUACUACUUGUUCUUCACUUCCCCUGUUUCAUCUUCAUCUUCAAUCAUCUUCCCCUGUUCUCUUCUUCCCUUCUUCUUCUCGUUUCAACUCAAAGAAAAGAUUCCACGCUCGAAGCACCACUCGCUUUACUCGCGUUCUUGCUGUUUCGAACACUGCUUUAGAUUCCAACAAUGGGGCAGCAGCAGCCAUUGGUUCUGAAUCUGAAGACCCUUCUUCUUCUUAUGGAAGACGAUACUUCCCUUUAGCUGCUGUUGUUGGCCAGGAUGCUAUUAAAACUGCACUUUUACUUGGUGCUAUUGAUCGUGAAAUUGGUGGGAUUGCUAUUUCUGGUAGACGUGGGACAGCUAAGACUGUAAUGGCUCGUGGAUUGCAUGCUGUUUUGCCUCCUAUUGAUGUUGUUGUUGGUUCAAUGGCUAACGCUGACCCUACUUGCCCUGAAGAGUGGGAAGAUGGUUUAGCUCAGCGAGCGGAAUACGAUUCCAACGGCAAUGUUAAGACACAAGUUGUUCGGUCUCCUUUUGUUCAGAUACCACUUGGAGUCACGGAGGAUAGACUCAUUGGAUCUGUUGAUGUCGAGGAGUCUGUGAAAACAGGAACGACCGUUUUUCAACCUGGCCUUUUAGCUGAAGCACAUAGAGGUGUAUUAUAUGUUGAUGAAAUUAAUCUCCUAGAUGAGGGUAUUAGCAAUUUGCUUCUUAAUGUAUUGACCGAAGGAGUUAAUAUUGUUGAAAGAGAAGGAAUAAGCUUCAAGCACCCUUGUAAACCGCUCUUAAUUGCCACUUAUAAUCCAGAAGAAGGUGCUGUACGAGAACAUUUAUUAGAUCGAAUUGCCAUUAACUUGAGUGCAGAUCUUCCAAUGAACUUUGAAGAUCGUGUUGCGGCAGUUGGGAUCGCAACACAAUUUCAAGAAGCUAGCAAUAAAGUUUUUAAAAUGGUUGAGGAAGAAACCGAGUAUGCAAAGACUCAGAUCAUUUUAGCAAGAGAGUAUCUGAAGGACGUUACGAUUGGCCGGGAACAAUUAAAAUACCUGGUUAUGGAAGCCCUUCGAGGUGGUUGCCAGGGACACAGAGCCGAGCUAUAUGCUGCUCGGGUUGCAAAAUGCUUGGCUGCUUUGGAAGGACGAGAAAGAGUUGGUGUAGAUGACCUGAAAAAAGCUGUGGAGCUUGUUAUACUCCCUCGUUCGAUUGUCAAUGAGAAUCCACCAGACCAACAAAACCAGCAGCCGCCACCUCCACCUCCACCUCCACAAAAUGAAGAUUCCGGGGAGGAGCAAAAUGAGGAGGAAGAACAAGAGGAUGAAAGUGAUCAGGAAAACGAACAGCAGGAGCAAUUACCUGAAGAGUUUAUCUUUGAUGCGGAAGGGGGUUUGGUCGAUGAGAAACUACUUUUCUUUGCUCAACAAGCACAAAGGCGACGGGGGAAAGCUGGAAGAGCCAAGAAUGUUAUAUUCUCUGAGGAUAGAGGUCGAUAUAUUAAACCAAUGCUCCCAAAGGGCCCUGUGAAAAGACUAGCUGUUGAUGCAACACUUAGAGCUGCGGCACCAUAUCAAAAGUUGCGUCGGGAGAGAGAUAUUCAGAAAAGUAGGAAAGUUUUUGUGGAGAAAACUGAUAUGAGGGCUAAAAGAAUGGCAAGAAAAGCCGGAGCAUUGGUAAUAUUUGUGGUUGAUGCAAGUGGGAGCAUGGCAUUGAACCGAAUGCAAAACGCUAAAGGAGCUGCACUUAAGUUACUGGCUGAGAGUUAUACAAGUAGAGAUCAGGUCUCCAUUAUACCUUUCCGUGGAGAUGCUGCGGAAGUCCUGUUACCUCCUUCUAGAUCGAUUGCAAUGGCUCGAAAACGUCUUGAGAGACUUCCAUGUGGUGGUGGCUCUCCCCUAGCUCAUGGUUUAAGCAUGGCAGUCAGGGUUGGACUAAAUGCAGAGAAAAGCGGUGAUGUAGGACGUGUAAUGAUCGUUGCAAUAACCGAUGGAAGAGCCAACAUAUCACUAAAACGAUCUACUGAUCCUGAAGCUGCUGCUUCUGAUGCCCCUAGACCCUCAGCACAAGAGUUGAAGGAUGAGAUUCUUGAAGUGUCCGGGAAAAUAUACAAAGCAGGGAUGUCCCUUCUUGUUAUUGACACCGAAAACAAGUUCGUUUCAACCGGUUUUGCUAAGGAAAUCGCUCGAGUAGCUCAAGGGAAGUAUUAUUACUUGCCAAAUGCUUCAGAUGCUGUCAUCUCAGCUACGACAAAGGAAGCGUUAUCGGCUUUGAAAAGUUCGUAAUUUUGAAGCAAGCAUUAUUGGCUUUCACCGACUCCAUAACGCAUAUGAAUCAUGUCUGCAAUUUUUUGUGUUUCUCUAACAUAAAACACAGUUUCGAGUAUAUGUAAAAUGAAACCAAAAUAUAUUUCAUAUUCGAUAUUCAUGUCUGGGACAUAUUUAAAUACGAUAAAAUGAAACAAAAUAUUAAAUAGUAACAAGAAAUCUUUGGUUAAAUUAA